AAAGUUUCUGUUCAUCAUCAAGUACCUGCAGAGAUAAGUUAUAUUGAAGAAGCAUCUGCAUCUAGAUGGCGUUAUCAAAGUAGAAUCAAAGUUAAGAAGGUUCGACAUAAGGUGUUCAACAAUUACCUUUCAAAUGCAGACCAUUAUGAUAAAACGAACUCUGAAAUAGCUAUAACUAAAAUAAAAGAGGUUGAGUAUUAUUUAAAAACAUCUGAAGUGAAUGAUACAUCAGAUGAAACAUUCCAAAUUGGUUUUUGUUGUCAAGAUGGGAUGGGAGUGAAAAAGAUGAACAUCAAAAGUUUUUCAGUUGUCGAAAAGCCUGCUAAUACGAGUAAUACGUAG
Messenger RNA from Dentiscutata heterogama, 342 nucleotides. The record is from the annotation of a GenBank genome assembly. Lineage: Eukaryota; Fungi; Glomeromycota; Glomeromycetes; Diversisporales; Gigasporaceae.